AUGGAAGGAAUCGAGACGAACGGUAUCUCUGUGCCUCCUCCUGCCCCUCCCCCAGACUCUUUCGAGCGACCGCCAUCACCACCUCCGCCGCCUCCUGAGGACUUGGGUGCUCCUCCUCCGCCUCCGGAUGCUGCUCUUCCACCUCCGCCGCCCCCGGAUGCACCGCCGGCGCCCCCGGCAGAGCCCUUGAAGAAGAAAUCCGGAUGGGGAACGAAGAAGCCAAGUGCGGCUCCGCUGAGUGUCGAGGAGCUCAUCAAGAAGAAGAAGGAUGCUGAUGCUGCGGCCGCCAAGCCGAAAUUCUUGUCCAAAGCAGAACGUGAGAAACUCGCACUUGAGAAACGAGCCAAGGAAGUGGAAGCUGAACGACAAGCUAAGGCGAAUUCCAACGGAGCCUCACAAAACGGUAUCCCGCACGAGUCACGCCCAACGAGAAAUGGAGAAUCGGAUUACAAUCGCAGAGAUAUGGGUGGCCGAGUGCCUACUGGGCCCCGUGCCAUGCGUAACGACAUCCCUACGGGGCCAGCUGCGUCGCGAAAUGAACAAGGAUCUCGAAACAAGAGGGAUAUGGACCCGCCACCUCACUCACGAUCGAAGAACGCCAAGGGCGAAAAGCGACCUCCAACAGAAGAAGAUGAGGCUGCAGCGCAGGCUGCGCUACUGAAACAGCGAUACGUAGGGACCGAACAGGUGUCGAGCUUCUCAGCGAAGAAGAAGCGCAAGCGCACCACCGACCGCAAGUUCAACUUUGAAUGGAACGCCGAAGAAGACACAAGCGGAGACUACAAUCCGUUGUAUCAGAGCAGGCACGAGGCGAACUUCUACGGACGUGGACGGCUUGCCGGAUUUGGAGAGGACGUCGCGGACAGUAUGGCGCGCAAGUACGCGCAAGCGCUGGAGACACGCGACCACGAAUCGGGAAGCUUACGUGCCAAAGAGAUUUUGGAGAUGGAGCGUCGCCGACGUGAAGAGAGCACGCGAAACCAGCUAGACAAGCACUGGAGCGAGAAACGACUAGAACAUAUGCGCGAGCGCGACUGGCGAAUCUUCAAGGAAGAUUUCAACAUUUCCACAAAGGGUGGCAGUGUGCCAAAUCCCAUGCGUUCAUGGGAGGAGAGUCAAUUACCGAAGCGCUUACUGGAGCUCAUCGAUCGGGUGGGUUACAAAGAGCCCACUCCCAUUCAGCGUGCUGCUAUCCCAAUCGCACUUCAGUCGCGAGAUCUCAUUGGUGUUGCUGUGACUGGUUCCGGUAAAACGGCCUCUUUCCUCCUCCCCCUUCUUGUCUACAUUUCCGAGCUCCCGCGCUUGGACGAAUUCGAAUGGCGCAAAAACGACGGUCCCUACGCCAUCGUCUUGGCUCCGACUCGUGAAUUGGCCCAGCAGAUCGAGAUCGAAGCCAAGAAAUUCACCCAACCUCUCGGUUUUAACGUUGUCAGUAUCGUUGGAGGUCACUCUAUCGAAGAGCAGGCGUUCAGUCUUCGUGAUGGUGCAGAGAUCAUCAUCGCCACGCCAGGUCGUCUCGUCGACUGUAUUGAGCGCCGCAUGCUUGUGCUGAGCCAAUGCUGCUACGUGAUUAUGGAUGAAGCCGAUCGUAUGAUUGAUCUCGGUUUUGAAGAACCUGUCAAUAAGAUUCUCGAUGCUCUCCCGGUCACCAACGAGAAGCCCGACACGGAAGAGGCUGAGAACCCGCGUGCGAUGCAACAACAUCUCGGCGGCAGGGACCGAUACCGCCAGACAAUGAUGUACACAGCCACCAUGCCGGCUGCGGUCGAACGCAUUGCGCGCAAAUACCUCCGCCGUCCGGCAAUCAUCACCAUUGGUGGUGUCGGCGAAGCCGUCGAUACAGUCGAGCAGCGAGUCGAGAUGAUCUCCGGCGAAGACAAGCGAAAAAAGCGUCUUGCCGAGAUCCUCUCCUCGGGCGAUUUCCGACCCCCGAUCAUUGUCUUCGUCAACAUCAAGCGAAACUGUGACGCGAUCGCACGUGAAAUCAAACAAAUGGGCUUCUCAUCUGUCACACUGCACGGUUCCAAGACCCAAGACCAACGUGAAGCUGCGCUUGCAUCGGUCCGGAAUGGCACCACAGACGUCCUGGUCGCCACAGACCUCGCUGGUAGAGGUAUUGAUGUUCCAGACGUCUCACUGGUGAUCAACUUCAACAUGGCCACCUCUAUCGAGAGCUACACUCAUCGUAUCGGUCGUACCGGUCGUGCCGGUAAGAGUGGUGUUGCCAUCACCUUUUUGGGUAGCGAAGACUCCGAUGUCAUGUAUGAUCUCAAGCAAAUGCUCAUCAAAUCGCCCAUCUCACGAGUUCCGGAGGAAUUGCGCAAGCACGAGGCGGCUCAAUCGAAAUCGACGCGUGGCCAAGGCAAGAAAAUUGAGGAUAGUUCUGGAUUUGGUGGAAAAGGCGGGUGGGCGUAA
Messenger RNA from Penicillium oxalicum, 2415 nucleotides. RefSeq names its product mRNA splicing protein PRP28 (gene prp28). The coding region runs from base 1 to 2415 and encodes 804 amino acids. Gene Ontology annotation, cellular component: catalytic step 2 spliceosome. Lineage: Eukaryota; Fungi; Ascomycota; Eurotiomycetes; Eurotiales; Aspergillaceae. The transcript has 3 exons. The record is from RefSeq and is a predicted model, not a curated record. Gene Ontology annotation, biological process: mRNA splicing, via spliceosome. Gene Ontology annotation, molecular function: ATP binding; RNA binding; RNA helicase activity.